AUGUGCUGCAGAGUUCAGAAGUGGGAGCCCUCACUGUGGGCUGGCGAGUCCAAUGGGGGCGCGGCGCCAGGGCCGCGCGUGCGUCCUGCAGCCUCGCCUGGAAGUCGGUGCCUCUGUGCUGAGCGCGAACCCGCGGAGAUGAACCCUUUAACUAAAGUGAAGCUGAUCAACGAGCUGAAUGAGCGUGAGGUCCAGCUUGGGGUGGCAGAUAAGGUGUCCUGGCACUCCGAGUACAAGGACAGCGCCUGGAUCUUCCUGGGAGGGCUUCCUUAUGAACUGACUGAAGGGGACAUCAUCUGUGUGUUCUCACAAUAUGGAGAAAUUGUUAACAUUAAUCUGGUGCGGGACAAGAAGACUGGGAAAUCCAAAGGAUUCUGUUUCCUCUGCUAUGAGGACCAGAGGAGCACAAUUCUGGCCGUUGACAAUUUUAAUGGGAUCAAGAUCAAAGGAAGAACUAUCCGAGUGGAUCAUGUGUCUAACUAUCGGGCUCCUAAGGACUCAGAAGAAAUGGAUGAUGUGACCAAAGGGCUCCAGGAGAAGGGCUGUGGGGCUCACACCCCUUCACCGAGUUCAUCUGAGGGCUCUGAAGAUGACAGACCCACAAAAAAACACAAAAAAGACAAAAAGGAAAAAAAGAAAAGAAAGAAAGACAAAGAGAAGACUGACCGGGAGGUACAGGCAGAGCAGCCAGCCUCCUCAUCAUCACCCAGAAGCAAGGCGAUAAAGGAAAAGGAUGACCCUGGCUCUAAAAAGUCCAGCAGCAAGAACUCAGAGAGGGGUCAGAAGUCAGAGUCCAGGGAGGAGCAGAAGCAGCACCCCAGCUCCCCUGAGGCCACGAUGACCUGUCGCAGUGGAGCAGAGGACCGAGAGAGGGAGCCCAAGAAGGAGAAGCCCACGCACGAACACAAGUCCUCAAGCAGGAGGGAAGAAAGAGAAGACAAGAACAGGGACAGAGACAGAGGUCGAAACUCAGACACGCAUUCUAGCCGGCACAGUGAGCGUUCUGAGGGGCGUAGUCACAAAAGUAGAAGUAGGAGCCAGGAUAAAUCUCAUAGGCAUAAAAGGGCCCGGCACUCCUGGGACCAGGAGUCCUCUAAUCCCAGUGACCGCAGGCAUCACUGACGCUGCAGCCUGCUCAGCUCCUCGGUAGAAUUGGAAAUUAACUACGUUUCUAAAAUGCAAUCAAAUUCAGUUAUGCUUUUACUAUUUCUCUAUGUAGAAUCUCUGAGCUGAAUUCUUGUCAUCCCUUGCGUAUUGGAGUGAUUGAGAGAGCUAUAGUUUCAACAGCCGAAUGUCCUGGAGCAAGAUCCAUUGUUCCUGGGAAUACACUUGGUACUUAUCAGAGUAUGUAUCCUAAAUUGGGGUUCAUGAAUAUGGCCUUUGAAGUUAUGACCCCACUGUAUGAUGAAAUGUCCAAGAAAGGGGAAAUACCAGGCAAUUCUAGGCUUUUAAUCUGUGUGCUAGAUGGUUAGAACCAUUGCAGUGACCUUUCCAGUUGGCAGAUAGAGCCAUGGAGUGGAGAAGCCUGGGUUACCUAGGUUCAGACAGCUUGAUGCAAAUGUGAUAACGAUUCUUAACAUCAGCCUGCUCCCCCCCUUUCUUUUGAAAUUUUAAACGUCUUUUUUUUUUUUUUUUUGCUUUUUGUUUUUUGGUUAAUAUGUC
Molecule: messenger RNA, 1662 nt
Organism: Ceratotherium simum simum (southern white rhinoceros)
Lineage: Eukaryota; Metazoa; Chordata; Mammalia; Perissodactyla; Rhinocerotidae
Gene: RBMX2
Product: RNA binding motif protein X-linked 2
Biological process (GO): mRNA splicing, via spliceosome
Cellular component (GO): precatalytic spliceosome; U2 snRNP; catalytic step 2 spliceosome
Molecular function (GO): RNA binding
Source: RefSeq, a predicted model, not a curated record